CAGACCCUGUAUGAAACUUUGUGUCUUGGAAUCCCGCAGUAGAUGGGGGCGGCGGGGGGGUGGGGUAAAGGAGUGGGAGAGAAUGUUAAGCGCGGGGCAAGGUUUGGGAGUCUGCAGAGACGAGAGGCGCCGGAUGCUUCCUGCCCUUGGCACCGAGCAAAGGGAAACACAGCCCUUCCCGUUCCCAGUAGCCCAGGGCAAGAGAUCUGUGUUCAAGGUGCUAAGGAAAAAAUGUCCCGGCCGGCAGCAGAGGUUAAGGGGAUUGGGAGGGGGUGGCGCGCGCCUCCAGCCUGCCCCUAAAGGCAGUCCGGGGGACAGCAGGCUGGAGGCGCGCCGGCGUGAUUCCGACCGCGGGAGCCGGGAGGAGGAGCCGGAGGUGGCUGCGGGGGGCUCCGGCCCAGUCGAAGGAAGGACAUUCCCCUUUUCUGACAUUAAAGCUACGAGUCAUCAGGCUGACCCUCUCUCAUCCCUUGGCCUGAAGAAGAGGGUGUCUCAGGGCCCAGGGAUAAGCGGGAAUGGACCGGAGGGAGCCACAAGUCUGCAUCCAGGCGGGGAGGAGGCGGGCAGGAGCGGCUCCGCAGGCGCAGAGCCUCCGCGUCCGGGAGCUGAGCAUGCUGCCCCCGCGUGCAGAGCCCGCGUGCACCCAGCCCGGAGAGGGGGCGACAGGGCGGAGGCGGUGGCCCCCGGAAGGUGUCUGGGACCGGACCGGCUGCACGUGAGCCCAACGCAGGGUCAUGUGCACCGGCUCAGCCCGGUUCGGCGCCCGGACGUGCUGCGUAUCAACAAAAUAAACUCGGGGAGACAGGAGGGCAGAUAG
Messenger RNA from Kogia breviceps (pygmy sperm whale), 817 nucleotides. NCBI's taxonomy places the organism in Eukaryota, Metazoa, Chordata, Mammalia, Artiodactyla, Physeteridae. The record is from RefSeq and is a predicted model, not a curated record.